AUGCACUUUCGAGGAAAACAUAGGCACGAAAAACAACUUGUGCGUUUUCGUAUGAAACGUCGCAAAGCAUUUGCUCGUGUGCGAAAAAAAGCAAAAAGUCAAGAAUGUAUUAAAGGAGCAAGAAGUAGUGGAGGAUAUAGAUGUUAUUAG
Molecule: messenger RNA, 150 nt
Organism: Cetraspora pellucida
Lineage: Eukaryota; Fungi; Glomeromycota; Glomeromycetes; Diversisporales; Gigasporaceae
Source: the annotation of a GenBank genome assembly